AUGGAGCAUCUACAGAGACAGGUUUAUCUUCACAUAUUGAACGAGCAAGAAUUGGAGGAGAACAUUUUAAAAAUGAUGCUCUCAGAUGAAGAUAAACCAAAGAGUAAAACUGAUGAAAUAUUCUUGACAACAGGAGAAUUGUUCCAUUCUUUGAGGUUUCAAUUUAGAAUAUCCCACAAUUACAUAAGUGUGUUUGUCUCUGAUGUACUAACAGCUAUAUGUAAGAGACUAAAAAAUGUGUUAAUGCCUGCACCGACAGAAGACACAUGGAAAGCAAAUUCAAUAGAAUUCUGGGAAAGAUGGAAUUUUCCAAAUUGUGUCGGUGCAAUUGAUGGAAAGCAUGUUAGAAUAGUGUGCCCUUCCAAAAGUGGCUCUCAAUUUUUUAAUUAUAAAAAUUAUUUUUCAAUAGUUUUGUUAGCCAUAGUGGAUGCAGAGUAUAAAUUUACAGCUGUUGAUGUAGGCUCCUAUGGUAGAGAGGGUGACAGCAGCAUAUUUACUAAGUCUGCAUUAGGCAAAAGUUUGUAUGAAAAUACAAUUAAUUUCCCUCAAGAUGCUGCAUUACCUGGCUCACAGAAAGUGUUACCUUUUGUAAUUGUUGGAGACGAAGCCUUUCGGCUUCACAAAAACUUAAUGAAGCCCUACAAUAGAGUGCAGGCCAAGGAUGACUUCCAAAAGGCAAUCUUUAAUUACCAUCUAUGUAGAGCCAGGCGGGUUUCUGAAAAUGCUUUUGGAAUUCUCUGUCAAAUAUUUAGAGUGUUUCACACUCCAAUCGCUGUUAAAGCAAAAACAUGUGACUUUAUAAUUUUAGGUGCAUGUCUUAUCCAUAACUUAAUAAGAAAUGAUGCUCGAAUAUCCUCGCAUCAGAGCAACGAAGCUGGUAGCAGUACAAAAAAUAUGAUUCCUUUGAAUAGAAGUGGAGGUUUUGCCCAAAGUGAAGGAUUUAAUGUGUGA
Diabrotica virgifera virgifera (western corn rootworm) is the source of this 951-nucleotide messenger RNA. RefSeq lists its product as uncharacterized. Bases 1 to 951 code for a protein of 316 amino acids. The record is from RefSeq and is a predicted model, not a curated record. NCBI's taxonomy places the organism in Eukaryota, Metazoa, Arthropoda, Insecta, Coleoptera, Chrysomelidae. The transcript is spliced from 2 exons.